Messenger RNA from Eurytemora carolleeae, 373 nucleotides. RefSeq names its product antistasin-like. The record is from RefSeq and is a predicted model, not a curated record. The transcript has a single exon. The annotation marks the transcript as partial. Lineage: Eukaryota; Metazoa; Arthropoda; Copepoda; Calanoida; Temoridae.
AUGGAUACAAAUGGAUGUAUAACGGAUAAAAAUGGAUGUAUAACGGAUAAAAAUGGAUGUAUAACGGAUAAAAAUGGCUGUAUAACGGAUAAAAAUGGAUGUAUAACGGAUAAAAAUGGAUGUAUAACGGAUAAAAAUGGAUGUAUAACGGAUAAUAAUGGAUGUAUAACGGAUAAAAAUGGAUGUAAAACGGAUAAAAAUGGCUGUAUAACGGAUAAAAAUGGAUGUAUAACGGAUAAAAAUGGAUGUAUAACGGAUAAAAAUGGAUGUAUAACUGAUAAUAAUGGCUGUAUGACGGAUAAAAAUGGCUGUAUAACGGAUAAUAAUGGUUGUAUAACGGAUAAUAAUGGAUGUAUAACGGAUAACAAUGGAU